AGAGCAUCGAAAAAAAUACCCACGUUUGUCUUCUCCCUCCGGCACCCCUUUGUUUGUAUAUAAAUAGUCUCCCGCUUCUGUUGGAUUUGCAUAUCAUACUCUUUACUCUCUUCUGUUUCACCUACCAAACUUUAAUUAUACAGAUUACUAUUCACAUAUAUCACUCACGAUGGCUCCAGCAACUGCAGAAUCAAUCAAGCCUAGAGAUGUUUGUGUUGUUGGUGUUGCCCGUACCCCGAUGGGUGGCUUCCUUGGUUCUCUUUCAUCAGUUUCAGCGACUAAACUUGGAUCAAUUGCAAUUGCUGGUGCUAUCAAGAGAGCAAAUGUUGACCCGUCACUUGUCGAAGAAGUUUUCUUCGGCAAUGUCCUCAGUGCAAACUUGGGGCAGGCUCCAGCUAGACAAGCAGCAUUGGGUGCAGGACUACCCAAUACAGUGAUUUGUACUACCGUCAACAAAGUUUGUGCAUCUGGAAUGAAAGCAACUAUGCUUGCAGCACAAAGUAUACAGUUGGGCAUCAAUGAUGUUGUUGUGGCUGGUGGAAUGGAAAACAUGUCUAAUGUCCCCAAGUAUUUUGCAGAAGCUAGGAAGGGAUCUCGUCUAGGUCAUGAUAGUCUUGUUGAUGGAAUGCUUAAAGAUGGUUUGACGGAUGUCUACAAUGAUUGUGGUAUGGGAGUUUGUGCUGAAAUAUGUGCUGAGAAUCACAAAAUCACAAGAGAGGACCAGGAUAACUUUGCAGUUCAAAGUUUUGAACGUGGCAUUGCUGCACAGGAAGCUGGUGCUUUCACAUGGGAGAUUGUGCCGGUUGAAGUCCCCUGUGGAAGAGGAAAACCAUCCACCAUUGUUGAUAAGGAUGAAGGUCCCGGAAAGUUUGAUGGCGCAAAAUUGAGGAAACUCCGACCAAGCUUCAAGGAAAAAGAUGGUACUGUGACUGCUGGUAACGCUUCUAGCAUAAGUGAUGGUGCUGCCGCACUGGUCUUAGUAAGUGGAGAGAAAGCUGUAAAACUUGGACUAGACGUGAUUGCUAAGAUCUCAGGAUAUGCAGAUGCUGCACAGGAACCUGAACUAUUUACAAUUUCACCUGCUAAAGCAAUUCCAAAAGCCAUCAAAAGUGCUGGUUUAGAGGCUUCUCAAAUUGAUUACUACGAAAUUAACGAAGCUUUUGCGGUAGUAGCUCUUGCAAAUCAAAAGCUGCUUGGUCUUAAUCCAGAAAAAAUUAAUGUACAUGGUGGAGCUGUUUCUUUGGGGCAUCCUCUUGGAUGUAGUGGAGCUCGUAUAUUGGUUACUCUACUUGGGGUAUUGAGACAGAAAAAUGGCAAAUACGGAGCUGCUGGUGUUUGCAAUGGAGGAGGCGGUGCCUCGGCCCUUGUUGUAGAACUUAUGUAAUACAUUUCUUUGGUCCUUGGUGAGUAUUGCAAGCUUAGUUACAAGAGGUGGAGCUUCAAUGGAUUAAUUAGAUUGAGUGGUUGGUGUCUUCAAGUAGCGAAAGAUUGUGAAAUUUUUCUGUCUUCUUUCAAGCAAUUGUACUCUUCACAUAUAAAUAAAUGCAAUAGUGAUUACUUCCCUAAAAGUUGUAGAGUUUCCAAAGGUUGUUAUAGAGUUUGUUAUUCAACUUAUACA
Solanum verrucosum is the source of this 1618-nucleotide messenger RNA. RefSeq names its product acetyl-CoA acetyltransferase, cytosolic 1. The record is from RefSeq and is a predicted model, not a curated record. Gene Ontology annotation, biological process: fatty acid beta-oxidation. The transcript has 15 exons. NCBI's taxonomy places the organism in Eukaryota, Viridiplantae, Streptophyta, Magnoliopsida, Solanales, Solanaceae. The coding region runs from base 170 to 1384 and encodes 404 amino acids. Gene Ontology annotation, molecular function: acetyl-CoA C-acetyltransferase activity.